This is a messenger RNA of Ochotona curzoniae (black-lipped pika), 4218 nucleotides long. It is a transcript of the gene GFM2, whose product is annotated as GTP dependent ribosome recycling factor mitochondrial 2. NCBI's taxonomy places the organism in Eukaryota, Metazoa, Chordata, Mammalia, Lagomorpha, Ochotonidae. Gene Ontology annotation, biological process: ribosome disassembly; mitochondrial translation. The transcript is spliced from 17 exons. The record is from RefSeq and is a predicted model, not a curated record. Gene Ontology annotation, cellular component: mitochondrion. Gene Ontology annotation, molecular function: GTP binding; translation elongation factor activity; GTPase activity. Bases 2078 to 4075 code for a protein of 665 amino acids.
UUAAUAGCAAGUUUGAGAAAAUUAAAGCCACAGAUGCCUGUUGGAAGACAUUAUAGUUCCCUACCAGGUACAAACGUUAAUCUUCCCAUUUUAGUCGAUCUGCUUGCUUCCUCUCUUUUUGCUCUUUCUCUGGUUUGCAAGAUCUCUCAUUCAGGGGUUUGCAGUCAUGUUUUACCUCUUGGCUAGUCCUCCCAGUGAUUAGGGCUGAGGCGUCCUCUGUUAGUUUCCAGGAAGCCACAGCAGCAGAGUUGUGCUUCUGCUUGCAGGCUGCGCUGAUGAACCGAGCAAAGGAAGGUUAGUGGCUUUAGCAGCUGACUUACAAGUUUAGCAUCUGCGUCCUCUCUUACAGUGCUCUUGUGGCAAAAUGUGUUGCACUUCACUAUGGUUUUCACUCAGAAGUGUUUUCUCGCCAGUAGAGGCUUACUAGAUUAAAGAUUCUUAAUAGUUUGAAGAUUUGUCUGGAGUGUUUUGGAUUAGAAAUGUGGCUGUGAAAAGGAGGAAGAGUGGAAUAAGCUAGUCUGUGAUAGACUUGAUGAAAGCAGAUUAGUGCCAUUUCUGAUCAGUUAUCACAUGUGUCACGUGAGAAUAACAGAAUACAGACACCAGUUGGCUGUUGACUUAACGAGCGCACGUGAAGUUUAGGGCCUCAUUGAGGAGGGGUUAUCUAGUUUCUUUAUAUAGCUUAUGUGAAUUUUAAGUAUAGCAGUGUAAAUUAUCUUUCAGUCUUCAAAGCACCAUGAGGAUUUUAAAUUAAUAUAAAACUCUGUAUAAACUGUGGAAGAAUUAGCUUAAGUAGCAGUAAGGUAGAGAUUAAAUUUACAUUUAUAAUUAUAUUCCUUAAAGUUAUGUAUUAAUAAAACAUGUGAGCCAUUUUGGAUUUUUUUUUAAACAGUUAAGUAAUCUGGCUAUUUGGCCUUUUAGAAGUAUUAGAACAGUGUAGCUUCUGUCGAAUGAUACCUUCCAAGCCUCUUUAGCAGCGUUGAUGCAUUGCCGAGGCCAGGUAGGCUCCACGUUACACAGAAAUUUCAGUGUUUGCUAACACAGGAGUAUAUUCUCAGCUUUUCAAGCCCUCAAUGAACAGAUUUAUAGUACUGUGCAUUUUAAAGCUUUUCUUUAGUUAAGGAUCCCAUAUUGCCUCAAAAUAGCCGUUGUGAACAUUAAUCUAGCUUUUAGAGUUUGACAAAUAAUGGGAACCGUAGGUAACAAAGAUUAAGGUAAAGCUAUAGUUUCUCUAAGCAUGAGGUUUGAAAGUUUGUACUUUAUUUUGUAUAUAAUAUUUUCCGUUUACAUUGUAAGAAGGCAUUUUAGAUAAAUUUUACUUAGCUUGGGUUUUAUUUUGUUUGGAGUUACUGUAUUUUCUUAUUUUACUUGCAACCUAAGGAAAUUUAAUCAAUUCAACUGUUCAAUUUAAUUCUCCUAUUAGGCUUAAUAGGAAAUGAGGUCAAAUCCCUUCGUUCCAUCAUCAAUCCUCCUAUAGAGAAGUAAGUAUUAUCAUUCAUUUUUUUCCAUGAGAAUUCAAAGAAACAAGUUUUCUCUGAAAGGCAGAGGAAAUGAUAAAUUGUAAGUGCUACAAGUUUUGUGACUGUGUGCCCUCCCGUUUGGGCAUUUAGUUCAUUUAUUAGCUGUUUUGUCAGAGUAAGGUAAUAGGAUAUGUAUGUUUUUGUUGUUUUGUAGGAGUAAUAUAAUUGGAUAUCCUUAAGUAUUUUUUUCUGGUUUUCACUGAAUUAUAUAAGUUACUGAAAUACUAAACAGAUUUGAAAUUUACACAGGAUUGUUAUUAUUAUUUUUUUUUUUUUUACAAUAUCAGUAACCUCCACUUUGUGAUGCCUUUUUCUUUUAAAUAGAAUCCGUAAUAUUGGAAUUAUGGCUCAUAUUGACGCUGGCAAAACUACCACUACUGAAAGAAUAUUGUACUUUUCUGGAUAUACAAGAUCAUUGGGAGGUCAGAUGGAUUCCUAGUUACUCACCCCCAAUAGCAAAAGCGUCACUUGAAAAGGUCAUGAAUACGCAGUGGCCCUGAUGUCUAACCACAACAUGCAGAUAAGAUGUGGAUGAUGGAGAUACAGUGACAGAUUUCAUGGCUCAGGAGCGAGAAAGAGGCAUUACCAUCCAGUCAGCUGCUGUUACCUUAGACUGGAAGGGGUACAGAGUCAAUCUAAUUGACACACCAGGUCAUGUUGACUUCACUCUGGAGGUUGAGCGCUGCCUCAGAGUUUUGGAUGGUGCAGUGGCUGUAUUUGAUGCCUCUGCUGGUGUAGAGGCCCAAACUCUAACAGUAUGGAGGCAAGCUGACAAACACAAGAUACCUCGAAUCUGCUUUUUAAACAAGAUGGACAAAACUGGAGCAAGUUUUAACUUUGCAGUUGAAAGCAUCAGAGAGAAGCUGAAGGCAAGGCCAUUGCUUCUACAGUUACCAAUCGGUGAAGGCAAAACGUUCAAAGGCGUAGUGGAUGUAGUAAGUAAAGAAAAGCUAAUUUGGAAUCCCGAUUCAGAUGAUGGAAAAGACUUUGAGAGAAAACCCCUCUUGGAAGUGAGUGAUCCUGAGUUGCUGAAGGAGACAACUGAAGCAAGGAAUGCCUUGGUUGAACAGAUUGCAGAUUUGGAUGAUGAAUUUGCUGACUUGAUUUUAGAAGAAUUUAGUGAAAAUUUUGAUUUGAUUCCAGCUGAAAAGCUGCAGUCUGCCAUCCACAGAGUCACGCUGGCUCAGGCAGCAGUGCCUGUGCUUUGUGGAAGUGCUCUGAAGAACAAGGGUGUGCAGCCCUUGUUAGAUGCUGUCACCUUGUACCUGCCUUCACCUGAAGAGCGCAACUAUGAAUUUCUGCAGUGGUAUAAGGAUGGCUUAUGCGCGCUGGCCUUUAAAGUCCUCCAUGACAAGCAGCGAGGGCCACUGGUUUUUAUGCGCAUUUACUCAGGCACAAUAAAACCCCAAUUGGCUGUUUAUAAUAUUAAUGAAAACUGCACGGAGAGAAUAAGUCGCCUGCUCUUACCCUUUGCUGACCAACAUAUAGAAAUCCCUUCACUGACCGCUGGUAACAUUGCUUUGACAGUUGGACUCAAACACACCGUCACUGGGGACACCAUCGUCUCCUCAAAGUCUAGUGCACAGGCAGCGGCUCGGCAGGCCAAGAGGAAGGGGGAAACGGACAGAAAAAAUACGGAAGGAGAGACUCUUUUAUUGGCUGGCGUGGAAGUUCCUGAACCUGUUUUCUUCUGUACCAUAGAGCCCCCAUCAAUGGCCAAGCAGCCAGAUUUGGAUCAUGCACUGAAAUGCCUGCAACGUGAAGAUCCCAGUUUGAAAGUAAGGCUGGAUCCUGACUCUGGACAAACUGUCCUGUGUGGAAUGGGGGAGUUACACAUUGAGGUUAUUCAUGACAGAAUCAAGAGGGAGUAUGGACUGGAGACCUACCUGGGGCCACUCCAGGUGGCAUACAGAGAGACCGUACUAAGCUCAGCUCAAGCCACAGAUACCUUAGAUAGAACGUUGGGAGACAAACGGCAUCUGGUGACUGUAGAGCUUGAAGUAAGGCCGACGAAAACAUCAUCUGUCACGCCGCUGAUUGAGUAUGCCGAGGGUAUUGGAGAAGAUGUUUUGAAGACUUGCCAGGAGGCCAUUGAAAAUGGGAUUCACACUGCUUGCCUCCAAGGCCCAUUGCUUGGAUCCCCAAUUCAAGAUGUGACAGUUACUCUGCAUUCCCUGGUUACUCAUCCUGGCACUUCCACAACUAUGAUUUCUGCCUGCAUCUCAAGAUGUGUACAAAAGGCUCUGAAGAAAGCAGAUAAGCAAGUUUUAGAGCCUCUGAUGAACCUCGAGGUGACUGUUCCUAGUGAGCACCUCAGCCCUGUCCUGGCAGACCUGGCGCAGAGAAGAGGAAACAUUCAAGAAAUCCAGACUCGCCAGGACAGCAAGGUGGUUAUGGGAUCCGUUCCCUUAGCAGAAAUUAUGGGUUACUCAACUGUGCUUCGAACACUGACGUCCGGCUCGGCUACCUUUGCCUUGGAGUUAUCGACUUACCAAGCCAUGAACCCUCAGGAUCAAGAUGCACUGCUCAGCCAGAGAAGUGGUUCAACGCACUGACUGAUGACCCAAGCGAUCAUUAGAAACUAGCAGAAAAUUAAAAGCAUCUACCCACUGUCCAGAAACACUGGUUUUUUUGCUUUGGACAAAACAGUUACUGUUUCAACAGAUGUAACCUGAAGAUAAGGGCCCUGGCGCCGCUC